This is a messenger RNA of Dunckerocampus dactyliophorus (ringed pipefish), 4235 nucleotides long. It is a transcript of the gene npepps, whose product is annotated as aminopeptidase puromycin sensitive. Bases 72 to 2840 code for a protein of 922 amino acids. Gene Ontology annotation, cellular component: cytoplasm. Gene Ontology annotation, molecular function: zinc ion binding; peptide binding; metalloaminopeptidase activity. The record is from RefSeq and is a predicted model, not a curated record. Gene Ontology annotation, biological process: proteolysis; peptide catabolic process. The transcript has 23 exons. Lineage: Eukaryota; Metazoa; Chordata; Actinopteri; Syngnathiformes; Syngnathidae.
CGGUCGGGUGAAGUGGGAAAUUCAGUCUAGCGAUCCGGAGGAGACUCGCAGCCGAGAGAGAGUUCCGGUUGAUGUCGCUCCUUCUGAGCCGCACGCUGACGCAGACAUUGGUGCAAACAAUCCGUGUCCGCUCGCCAGUCCUUCAGUGUACUCCAAUAAAAGUCCAACUCUUUACAGAUAAGACGGUGAGAGCUGCCGGUCACUGUUUAGCAGCCAUGGCCAAAAGGAGGCCCUUCGAGCGGCUACCGACUGACGUUUUCCCCGUCAACUACGGGCUGUGUCUCAAACCCGACCUGAUCAACUUCACGUUCAUGGGCAAACUGGAGGCUAUGGUGGAGGUGACACAAUCCACAAAUCAGAUUGUGAUGAACUGUGCCGACAUCGACAUCAUCACAGCCUCUUUUGUGCCUAACGGAGGAGACGAAAUUGAUGCCACAGGGUUCAACUAUCAAAAUGAGGACGAGAAAGUGACCUUGUCGUUUCCGAGCGCACUAAAAAAAGGCUCUGGUGUGUUGAAGAUCAAAUUUGCAGGAGAACUGAAUGACAAAAUGAAAGGAUUCUAUCGAAGUAAAUACAUGACUGCCACCGGAGAGACUCGCUAUGCUGCUGUCACACAAUUUGAGGCCACGGACGCUCGCCGCGCUUUCCCCUGUUGGGACGAGCCCGCUAUCAAAGCCACCUUUGACAUCACUCUCAUCGUCCCCAAGGACCGCAUCGCCUUGUCAAACAUGAAUGUCGUUGAGCGACAGCCAUAUCCAAGCGAAGAAGACCUGGUGGAAAUCAAAUUUGGCACCUCACCCAUCAUGUCCACUUACCUCGUAGCGUUUGUCAUUGGCGAGUUCGACUUUGUAGAGAGUCAGUCAUCGGACGGCGUGCUGGUGCGCGUGUACACGCCGGUGGGCAAGGCGGAGCAAGGACGGUUUGCACUGGAGGUUGCCACAAAGACUUUACCAUUCUACAAAGACUACUUCAAUGUUCCUUAUCCUUUGCCUAAGAUUGAUCUCAUUGCAAUUGCUGAUUUUGCUGCUGGUGCCAUGGAAAACUGGGGCCUUGUUACUUACAGGGAGACUGCGCUGCUGAUUGACCCAAAGAACUCCUGCGCGUCCUCCAGGCAGUGGGUGGCGUUGGUAGUGGGUCACGAACUCGCCCACCAGUGGUUUGGAAACUUAGUCACCAUGGAAUGGUGGACACAUUUGUGGCUUAACGAGGGCUUUGCAUCCUGGAUCGAGUAUUUGUGCGUGGACCACUGCUUCCCAGAGUAUGACAUCUGGACUCAGUUUGUGUCGGCAGACUACACGCGUGCUCUGGACCUGGACGCACUGGACAGUAGCCAUCCUAUCGAGGUGAACGUUGGCCAUCCGUCCGAGGUGGAUGAAAUCUUUGACGCCAUCUCUUACAGCAAAGGAGCGUCCGUGAUCCGUAUGCUGCACAACUACAUAGGAGACGAGGACUUCAGGAAAGGAAUGAAUGCCUAUUUGUUAAAGUUCCAGCACAAAAAUGCAUCGACGGAGGACUUGUGGGAUUGUCUGGAGCAGGCCAGCGGGAAACCUAUCGCCACGGUGAUGGGCUCGUGGACCAAGCAAAUGGGCUUCCCCAUUAUUGUUGUUGAACAGGAGCAGCAGUAUGGUGACAACCGCAUUCUCAAGAUAUCCCAGAAGAAGUUCUGUGCCAGUGGACCUCAUAAUGGUGGGGAUUGCCCCUGCUGGAUGGUACCCAUCAGUAUUUGUACCAGCAAGGAACCCCAGUGCUCUAAACUCCAGGUUCUACUGGACAAACCCGAGACCACCGUCACCCUGAAAGGCGUCACCCCAGACGAGUGGAUCAAGGUUAAUCCCGGCACAGUGGGUUUUUACCGCAUCCAGUACAGCUCGGCCAUGCUGCAAAGUCUGCUGCCUGGCAUCCGAGACCUCAGCCUGCAGCCGGUGGACCGGCUUAGCCUUCAGAAUGACCUCUUCUCGCUGUCUCGUGCAGGAAUGAUUAGCACUGUGGAGGUGCUGAAGCUGAUGGAGGCGUUUGUCAACGAGCCUAAUUACACCGUGUGGAGUGACCUCAGCUGUAACCUGGGCAUCCUGUCCUCGCUGCUCUCUCACACCGACUUCCACGAGGAAAUCCAGGAGUUCAUCCGCGACCUCUUCACCCCCAUCGGCCUUCGUCUGGGCUGGGACAGCAAACAUGGAGAAGGGCACCUGGAUGCUUUGCUGAGAGGUCUUGUUCUGGGGAAGCUGGGCAAGGCGGGACACAAGCCCACACUGGAAGAGGCCCGGCGGAGAUUCAAGGAACAUGUGGAGGGAAAACAUAUCCUACCUGCAGACCUUAGGAGCCCAGUUUAUUUGACAGUGCUGAAGCACGGAGACAGCACCACGUUAGAGACCAUGCUGAGGCUUCACAAGCAAGCAGACAUGCAGGAGGAGAAGAAUCGUAUAGAGCGAGUACUUGGUGCCAUCGCUGCUCCCGACCUCAUUCAGAGAGUCCUCACUUUUGCCCUCUCGGAAGAGGUUCGUCCUCAGGAUACAGUUUCGGUCAUCGGGGGAGUGGCAGGAAGCAGUAAACAAGGUCGCAAAGCUGCGUGGAAGUUUGUAAAAGAUAACUGGGAGGAGCUUUACAACCACUACCAGGGUGGUUUCCUCCUAUCGCGUCUCAUCAAGCUCACAGUGGAUGGAUUCGCCAUCGACAAAAUGGCCGCAGAAGUAAAGAGUUUCUUUGAGAGUCACCCGACACCAGCGGUAGAGCGCACCGUGCUGCAGUGUUGCGAGAACAUCCUCCUCAACUCGGCCUGGCUCAAGCGUGACGCUGACGAGAUCCACCACUAUCUAAUGCAGCGCAAGGCUCCCCCUGUCUGAGACCUGCCCCCACCCACCCUUCCUUCCUUCAGCGCGGAUCUCCCUGCAUCGCAGUCGCCUCAGCCCCUUCUCAAGCCGAGCGCUGGACCGUGCAGGGUGGGAGAGCAGAGCGUAUUUACUGCAGGCUUCAUUUGUUUCCACCACAAAUCCAAGACUCCUUUCCACAGCAUCAAAUCCAUUCCCAUCUGGACCGGGAUGCUUGUUUUUAGUCCCAUUCUCCCCCUCCCCUCGGCCAACACAUCCUACCCUCACUACCAAGACUUGAUUGCUUAACAUGCCAACGACAACUGUGAGACUCCUCCCUCUUUUUAUUCUGCAUGCAUGAAUCAGCAUUAUUGGCCAAGUAUGUUGUUGUUCAUGCUCUCUAGCAAUACACAAGAUUUCUACACCAUCCACAUCAUCAUCAUCAUAAUGGACAUGAUCAAGACAGGAAGUGCAGUCAAUCACUAAUGAUAUUAAAAUAAUUCAUAGAAACAGAAGGUGACAUGUUGAUUUUCAUUUUACACUUCCUGCUGCUUGAGGAGUGAAGGUGUGUGUGUGUGUGUGUGUGCGUGCGUGCGUGCGUGCGUGUGCAUGAUGGAGACAGUUUUUUUGUUUUGUUUUCGCCAAUGCCCUCAGUUUCACCUGAUGGUCUGGUGGUGGACAGGUCCUUGUGCACUGCUUGGCACUUUUUUAGCUUCUCGUGUUUGCCCCGCCCCUCCACUGUGGGAGUGUUGUGAUUGGCUGCAAGCUGACAGCAGCAGAGGGGUUAACUAUGCAGUCAGGACAAGGUGAACAGCUAUCAUGGUACUGCCUUCCAAACCACGUCAUGGAAAUGCUUGUUUUUCAGCUGCCCAUGUCAAUCAAAGACUGAAAAAGUUCAUUGGUUAAACAAGCUCCCCCCCCCUUUUUUUUAACCCCUCACGCUCAUGAUCAUGUGUCAAGUCUGUGUGCUUUAGAAGACAUCCACUGCAAUUCUCUGACUGGAAGGGAAGCAAAGUGAGCAAGGUGACAUUUUCCAUUGGAAAGAGUACUGUAACACCCCUUCACACACACACACACACACACACAUGCACGCACCACCUACCAUUGAUCCCAGAAUUUGUGUACAUCAGACUUUACUCCACUGUGGAACUUCUGGAAGCCUUAAAUUGGUCGACUGCUCUGCAGUAACAAAAAGCUGAAGUAACGACGACUUCCAUAACAUGUAUCUAAUGUGUCACGAUAUGCAACAUUGUUGAGCGAGUAAUGAUAUAGAAUUUGCAAUUUGAUGUGCUUUUUGACAACAUACAUGGUCGUCUAGCCUGUUGUCCAGACCCGCAGCACGACCCAGGAAUAUUUGUUGUAUUCUGCUUUUAUUUUAUUUCGUUAAAGUGCAGUUGGUGUUCAUUAAAGUGAAAGGAUUGUAAACGUGAA